Mytilinidion resinicola is the source of this 708-nucleotide messenger RNA. Its product is annotated as HET-domain-containing protein. Bases 1 to 708 code for a protein of 235 amino acids. The transcript has 2 exons. Lineage: Eukaryota; Fungi; Ascomycota; Dothideomycetes; Mytilinidiales; Mytilinidiaceae. The record is from RefSeq and is a predicted model, not a curated record.
AUGCGCCCAUCUAUAAACGAGUUCGAUUACCAUCGCAUUACCCUUCUUGCAGACGAUACCCCAGAGGGCAAAGGGCUUUUUCUGGGCCGCAUAAUUCCGCAGGAUAAAAUCAAGAUGAAGCAAAUCGUCAAGUGGAUGCAAUAUUGCAUCCGAUGGCACGGCGCGGGCUGCGAAGAGACACUGAGCUCGCUGUCUUCGGGUCGUAUCUCCAAGUUAAGAGUCAUUGAUACAUGGAGACUAUGCAUUGUCGACGAGUCCUCUGAAUGUAUAUACUUAACACUUAGCUACGUCUGGGGAUCUGCAACCGUCUUUAAGCUGACUUCUACAAAUCUGGACGAAUUGGCUACCCCUGGCGCUUUGAAGAAAGUCUGGCGGCAGCUUCCUCGCACGAUCCAGGACUCCAUAACACUCACCUCAACUCUUCAUGAGAGAUAUCUUUGGAUCGACAGCUUGUGCAUCAUUCAGGAUUCGGACGCCGACAAGGCCCAUUACAUCCCGUACAUGGAUUCUAUCUACGACCGAGCUUUCCUGACCAUUGCAGCGGCUACCGGAGACAGCGCUGAUGCUGGACUUCCAGGAGUUCGGAAGGGCUCCAGAGGUUGUUCACAAAUCAUUGAAGAGGUGCUUCCCAGCGUGCGACUUUCAAGCAUAAGACACCUGAGGGAUGCAUUAGAUGAAUCCGUGUACGAAUCGAGAGCAUGGACGUAA